This is a messenger RNA of Aquila chrysaetos chrysaetos, 7304 nucleotides long. It is a transcript of the gene MRPS18A, whose product is annotated as mitochondrial ribosomal protein S18A. Gene Ontology annotation, cellular component: ribosome; mitochondrial small ribosomal subunit. The coding region runs from base 50 to 979 and encodes 309 amino acids. Gene Ontology annotation, molecular function: small ribosomal subunit rRNA binding; structural constituent of ribosome. NCBI's taxonomy places the organism in Eukaryota, Metazoa, Chordata, Aves, Accipitriformes, Accipitridae. Gene Ontology annotation, biological process: mitochondrial translation. The transcript has 6 exons. The record is from RefSeq and is a predicted model, not a curated record.
CCUUCCCGCCGGCGGAAGCGGGAGUGACGGCAGUGUCAGCGACGGCAAAAUGGCGGCGCCCAGCCUGCUGCGCGGUGGCCUUAGACGGUUGUUUACCGGGCUCUUUGGAAAUGGUUGGGCCUCGCCGCCGACCCGAGCCCUCCGGGAGGUUGUGGAGGUCACUGAAGGCAACACGACCACAAUUGAAGGGAGAAUUAUAGAGGAUGCUGAGACACCAAAUCCUCCAAACCCCUCUGGCCAGUGUCCCAUCUGUCGCUGGAACCUGAAGCAUAAGUAUGAUUAUGUGGACGUCUUGCUGCUGAGUCAGUUUAUCCGUUCUGAUGGAGGGAUGCUGCCACGAAGGAUCACAGGCCUCUGUUUCGAGGAGCACAGGAAGAUUGCUGUCUGUGUGCAGAUGGCUCACCGUGCAGGUUUGUUGCCAAACCACAGGCCUCCACUUCCUGAAGGGCAUAUUCCCAAGAAACCCAAGCUCAACAGCAGGCACCACCGGGAAGAGCCUGGCUCUGUUGUCUUUACACCCUCCUUUCAAGUAUUUAUAAACAUUGGUAAGACCCCCCUGAGCCUUCUUUUCUCCAGGCUGCUCCCUUCUCUCUUACGCUUUUGGUGCCUGGCCCCCAACAGCAGGAGGGUGCCCAGGAGGGGUACCAGCAGUGAGUGGGGGGCUGAGCGGCCAGCAGGGGCAAGCCUGUUCCCUUCUGCCCCAUCCCCUUUUCCCCCAGUCAGCGAUUUGCCCUCUGCCUGCCCUUCCUAUGCAACAGGGUCUCUUCCCCCUCCCCAGCCUGAAUGGCCCCUGGCCUUUGAUGGGCGAAGGGAAAGCCUGCUGCUGCCUCCUGCACUGUGCUGGGCGCUCAGAGGUGCUAAUCCCCUGUUUAUGACCUCACACUCUGUUUCCAUGGGGAUGUCAGAGCGGUUUAUGAACCUCGCAUUAGCAAGCCAUGGGGUUACCAGAGGCCAUGGGGCUGUUGCUGGGAGAGCUUAGGUUGCAAGGCUGGAGGCGGCUGGAGACUCCUGCAUUUCAGGUCUGACUCUCUGCAGUGGAGAUUUGAGGCAAGCUCUUGGAAAUGUCCCUUGGAUGCUGACAGGCUGCGUACUGGCUGUCAGUGAGGAUCAAAUUAGAGGACUCUAAAUUUGAUGCAGCCCUGUAACCAUCAGCUACUUCAAGUCUGAAAACUACUUCUUUCCUGUGUCUUACAGGUCUUUGGGAUUCUUAAGUAGCUGUGUCUAUCUAGCAGCUGUGGGGUGGAGCACAUUGUCUGGUUAGCAUUCACAUAGCAACCCUGCAUAACAGGUUGAGACAGGAAAUGGUAAAUCUUGUGUCUUGCUGGCAUCACACUAGGACUCCAGAUCUAAUGUCCUGACUCUUAUAAAUUGUUCCACAGACUUUUAGUGAGAACAAAGAACGGAUGCCUCUGGAUACAUUCUACAUGAAAGUAGGUGUGCUACACCUCUAAAAUCAAGAGAUUUAAAUUGGAGAUUACUAUCCAAGCCCUCCCUAUUGCAUUAUUAGUCCCUCCCUAUGCUGCCCUUGUUUUUCUCCUCCCAGCAAGGGAACGUAGCAAGCAGGAUGGAAGCAGAGUUUAGAAAAAGAGAGCACAGCUGUUGCUGAGGAGAUGGAACAGCACUGAAGUAGGCAAGCUUUGGGGUCUGGGUGGAGACGAGAAUGGGAUUGAAAGUUUUGGUGGUGGGGCUGGAACUAAACAAAUGAGUCCCAGAGCCAGGAUAGAGCACAGUGGUACUUCAGGAGUGCUCUCCUGGUCCCUCAUGAUACUGUCUUCUCAGCCUGCUGGAAGGGGAAUGCUCUGCGUGUUGGAGCCUUGUGAAAUCUUGGCCAUUGCGGUUCUGUGAGAGUUUUGACUGUGCAUACCCCCACCUACAUUUCCCGCAUUGCUCUCUGGAACAGUAGCUGACACCACAUAAGGCAGGAGAUACAAAUUGCUUCCUUCCUCUAGCCUGAAGGGAGGACUGAAGGGUACAUGCUGAAGACAUUCAACUAGUACUUAUUUGGGGAAUGAAGCCAAAGCUCUUACCAAAAGUUUCCCACAUAAAUGACUUGUCCAAGCUUACCUUGUCUUUGCCUCUGUACUUGUUUCUAAAGCUUUCUGUAAGUCUGUAGUAAUUUGGGAACCACUCAACCUGUGGUGCUGCCAAAUGCAAGUGAGCUGAUGGGAGGACAGGGGCAGAAUUGGGCUGGGACUUUUGAGUGGAACAAGCUGCCUUGUACAAUGCCAUGAGGACAUGACCAGAUCAUUCUCUAAUCCUGUCUAGCAUAAUAUCAGGGCUACACACCUAACUUAGCCUGUUCCUUCACUGUGUUUGUGUUGUCUGGGUUUUUAAGUGCCAGUUCAAGAAGGGAUCAACAGGAUCUACAGAGAGCCUAUUAUAGCAGGCAGUACAUUGCACAGUUAAGUAAGUGAUGUAUUUUCCAAAUCCUUGAGCUUCAGCUCUUCUUGGGAUCACUGUAUUGGCUGUUCUAGUCAUCUUCACCUCUCUGCUUAAAUGAGAGGUAACAGUGCCUUUUUGCACUGCUGCCGUAGCUCUGGAAUGCCAAUGGGGAAAAACUGAGGUGCCUCAUAAUAUGCUUGGGCCCCUUGUUAAAGCUCUUUCAAGAGAGGAACACAGGUAAUGUACAUUCUUUAACAUCAGUUUAACCAGCCCUUGUGCUCUCCAGCUCUGCCUGCAGUGAUGGCUGUUUCUGUGCUCCACCAGUGGGUCUACUCUGAGUGUGGUGUUGAAAUAUGCCCUUCUGCACCCCAUCCCCUCCAAAACAACCCUCACCACCCACAGUACAGGAGCAAACUGAAGUGCCCCUGUUUUAGAUGCUGGAGCUAUUGAAUUGUCACCAGCUGCUUGAGGGACCUUUAAUGUGAUCUGUGAAUGAACCAGGGAUUCUGGCGCAGCAGCAUGCCCAGUGCUGUGCACUGAUGCUUGCAAAGGUGAAAGAGGCGUCACUUUCUUGGCUCUGCAGGAGUCUGGUCCUCCUUGGUCAAAAGAAAGUAGUCAUGCGGAAACAAGCCAGUGAACAGAGAUGGAGACAAACUUCUAUCAGGGCUGCAAACUGGUAGUUCUCACAGGUGGCUAGUAGUAUCCAGUAUACUGAGAAUUUAGUCCAUUCCCAGUCACAUGUCCUCAUUCCUGCUGUCUCUCCCCCUCACUCAUCUGCACUUAAUCUCUUGCCAUCAGGAGCUUGCAUUGCACAUGGAAGAAAGCUUUGCUUACAGAAGACAGUUCCUGCUAUACUGUUCUAAAAUAGGAAGGUGCAAGGUGAAAAGAAUAGACAGUGCACUGUAGAGGCAUAUAGUCUCUCUCAAGACUGACAAUAAGCUUUGCCCUGCUGAAGGACAGCGUUUCUCUCAGAGUCUUAUCUGUUCUUUUGUGUGUUCACCCCUUCUGCCCUGAAAUUCCUUUCAUUGCCCCCCUGUAAGCGAUCUGUUGUCUAACUCUUCACUCUGAAUUGAGAAAUCUUUCACUUUUUUGAAGGAGGGAUUUCUGAGAAGUCACUGUCUACUACAGAUAUUACUCUACAUACUUCUAUGAGGAUUCCUACUAUCUGGGGACAGAAAAUCUUACACUGAGCUGAAGAAUGUUUUGCUGAUGGUAGAGCUCUUGACAUUAGACUACACCAUCAGCUGCUAGAGUGACAGUGUCUGGCAGGACCAAGAUGAAAGCCUAAGCUAACCUUAGGGACUGAUUCCGCUCACACCACCAGAGAUUGAAGGAGAUUCAUUGUGGGGAGUGUAACUUGAAGUGGGAGUCAGAGCCCAGCACCUCUGCUCUAAUACAGACCUGAGCAUUCACUUACUGCAUGUAGACUCUCUGGAUGUUCUGUAGACUCAGAGCAGCAACCCCUGCCUGGCAGAAGUCUGGCAGAUUACUUCAUUUGGAUGAGCAAUCCCUUUCAUUUCUCUCCAGUCUGGUAAAGUUCUGGUUGAUGCUUCCUUUGGCCAGGCUUCUUCCAAGGUUGUGUCAGUAUUUUUGAGAGCAGCUUCAUCUGCUGCCAAAAGAGGGACAAACCAGCCUGAUGAAAAACUGCUUUGUCUCUGUUCUUUGCCCCUGAGAUGAUAUACAGGCCAGCUGCAUAGGAGAAGCUCUGUGGCUCCUGGGCAAAGGUGCUAAGGAAGUACAUAAAGACGGGCUGAGGAGCUGCGUUAAUGUAUACUUUUGAGAGCACCAGAAAAGCUGCUCCUCAGCUUUUCCUUGGCUGCACGUGUGGCUGUCUUGGCCAGAAUAUUUGGCCCAUGUCACGGUCACCCUGUUUAAAGUGAGCCUGCUUCAAAUACAAAGUGUCUGGCAUGCAUUGGCUAUCACCUAGCUGAGAUUAAAAUGUAACAUGCCACCGUAUGGAACUAUCAGCAAACUGUCUGGUUUUAACAAGGGUCAGGGGUGCUACCCUGCCAUUGAUCUAGUGAUGUGAAUUGUGGAUUUAUCAUCCAGAAGCCCUCUGCCUGCUCUGCCCCUCCAGAAUGUGCUCUUCUGGUGCUUGCUCAAUGUUUUCCAAAAAGCAGAAUCCUUGCUCUAUUUUCUGAAGUGGUUUUAUCGUCUCCGUUGUAUGAACUUUGGACAUUCCCUCCUAUAUGCCCCAGAUUUCUCUGCAGAGAGGUAAGAAUUUCCCUGCUUUGCACUGGGUCACUUGGCAGCUGGCCUCCCACUACCCACCCCAUCUCCUGAUCCUGUUUCUACUACUGGAAUGCAAGAGGAAGAGCAGAAUGCUUUGGGAAGUAGCGGCCUGCAGAUCCUGCCUUGUUCUCAGUCUCCAGCUGUCUAGCACAGUAUGGGAUCACCCAUCCAGGAUGUAAUGUAACGUAGAGGAGGAGAUUAGGAGCUGCAGAAGAAGGUAUAACAUGAAGGUGAAAUGCCAGUUUGAGCCAAGCUGUGUGGUCCUGGGGGUGGUAGGAGACACAUGAGAACACCUUGUGGUCAGAAUUCAACUGGGCAGCACUCCGUAGCUCAUUCUUCUACCCCCUGCAGUUGGGACACUAUCCAGGUGAGACUUACCACGAUAUUUCUCAUUUUUUGGACUUUAGUUCUUUGCCUUUUUGUUUUCUGCCUGAUUUGUUUCUGACAACGAUAGCUCGUGAAUGUUACCACUUAACUGCUUUACUAGCUAUGGGUGCUUUUGAAGAAAUAUGGCCAUGGGAGUACCCACAUCAUCCAUAAACUCCUGAGUCUACUGUCCUCCUCCUCUCUUCCAUAUCAUUUGUCUGCACAACUUGGACAUGGAAAACCAAUGAAGUUUACCCCCAUCAAUGCAGAAUUACUCCCUACAGUUCAUUUUCUCAUGUUUGGCCCAGUCUGGGGCUUUCACUGUUUGCAAGGGAUGAUUCCACAAGCAAACUUGUCUUGCAGCUGAGGAUUGUUCCCUCAUCCUCAGCCUGAAUUCUCCCUUUCAUAACUUCCUGCUGUUAUUUCUGCAUCCAUUUGUGCUCCAGCCUGGCAUGCUCCAGUGAAGUGCUGCAGCAACAAAAUAUUUUCACUAGCCCAUGUGGCCAAGGAAGUUCUCAGGGAUUUCACCAGCACCGUGCAGAGUGACAGACUGUUCUCAUAUUCCAGAGUCAUGUGUGUGCAAGCCACCAGACACCAGAACCAUUUGGGAAAUGGUCAAGCACAGCUGCAGAACAAACUUCUAUCCUUGCUUUCAGGAAUGGAAACCUGAAUAGCUCAGCAGUUUUCUUUCCAGCAUGGAGGUUGUUGCAUGGAUAGGGUGGACUAACACUCUAUCCAGAACAGUCACUGAGUUCAAGCCAGCAUCUAGAUGCUCUCUUAAUGUGAAUAUAGCACUUAUUUUCUUCUGGCAGGUCUAAAAUACUGGUUAAAGCACAACACUCUGAAGUUGUUCCCUUUCCAGAAGGACUAAGGGAUGUCACAGGUUCCCCGAGUCUGGGCUCUGUCAGCAAGAGGUGCUAUAGAUCAUGGAGUACUUGAUUUUGAGUGCUCAGCUACCACUCCAUUUUCAGCUUCCUACUGGAAGAACAGAACUUGGCACAGAUAAUAUCCAAGUCAAUCGCUCUUCCAUCACCUGAACUGAAGAAGUUGCUAUGUGUUAGGAAAGAGGCAGGUUCCACAUGAACUCCUCAUGAAUUACAAAGUUCUCGGGCUCUGUAGACUCCUCUCGUCCCUGGGAGCAGAAUCUGGUUUCACUAUUGGCUUUUCACUCCAGCAGCAUGUGGUUUCUCUAAUCUGCAUGGAAACUGUGCUGUGCAUAGCAUGUGAAUUCAAAAGCAAAGAGCCAGAGCGGCUGCAGGUGAGCAAAGCCAAGGGGUGUCACGGGAAGGGAUGUGGCAGGGAGGAGGCAGUCUUGCCAGCACUUUGAUCGAGUGCUUCCUGCAGACUGUAGCCCUCUGCUUUCUGCUCUUAAUCCAAACAAAAGCCAGACUGAAAAAGUUCAGUGAGGGUUCAGAAGUUCAGCCUUGAACUGCACCAACAUGGCCUUUGCUUGGGCUGCAUGCAGGACUGCAGUUGCCCCACAGGUAUGUCCCACGGGUAUAUUCCCUUACCCAGCACAUGGAAGCCCUGUGCCUGCUCCUAGGGGUUAAGUGGCAGCCUCUGACUGGAAGGGCUUUGGGGCCCUCCUGCCUACUGAAUAAAAUCCAUGGAAACAUGUGCCACAGAGAUUUCAGGCGAUUGCAAUGACUGCAGGUGACUAACCAUAGUUGUUUCCAUCCUGUUUAUAGCUUGCCAUUUCCCAUCAGGAAAAUCCCACCAAGAUUCCCAUCACUUUAUCCAAACUACUCAUUUAUGCAGCUGGAGUCUGGGGAUUCUCGUUGUUCCCCAGGAUCCUACCAUACUCAAGGGGGCAAGCAGAGCCCCAAGGUGCAUUGCCAGUCCCAGAGAUUGGCAGUUCUGUCCCCUUUUGUCCAGAGUGAGAGCUCUGCAUACUGAGAUAACAGGAGACUGCGGACCAGCUGCAUUUGGCAUCCACAUGGAAGUUCCAUCCUGACAACACUCAGCUGGUUGAGAAAAUUCAGACCAUCUGCCAGUGUGUGUUUGUAGGUUGUUAUAAAAACUCCCCAAGACAAACUGUGUGGUUGGAUACAAUGGAAAGUCAGGUGACUUGGCUAGAGGGGGUAUACUACCUUACAUGGACAGCAGAGUUUGCAGAAAAGUCCUGUGUGCUGGACUUUGAAGCUCUCAUAUGUGAGUUUUGUGGAUUAUUUUUACUCUCAGAAAAAAGAUAAUCUGUGAAAUAGUACGAACUGGGGUUAGUCAAAGAGGAAAAGGAAAAAGGAACUUCAGACUUGACUGCUCCCAGGCAUCAGGCUUCUGCCACUGCUGAACCAAGGUAAAAAAAAAAAAAUUAAAAAAAGAGG